UCUUCCACGUGCUGAACAUUUCUGGUUUGGGUUUGAACUGUGGCAGAGUUUGAGGUUUAAGCCAUGGCCAAGUCCAAGAACCACACCACAAACAACCAGUCUCACAAGUGGCACAGAAAUAGCAUUAAGAUACCCAGAUCAUUGAAGGGGGUUGAUUCCAAGUUCCUGCAGAGCAUGUGUUUUGCGAGGAAACAAAACAACAAGGUGAAGAAAAUGCAGGCCAACAAUACUAAGAAUGCCAAGUAG
Molecule: messenger RNA, 246 nt
Organism: Podarcis raffonei (Aeolian wall lizard)
Lineage: Eukaryota; Metazoa; Chordata; Lepidosauria; Squamata; Lacertidae
Gene: RPL29
Product: ribosomal protein L29
Biological process (GO): cytoplasmic translation
Cellular component (GO): cytosolic large ribosomal subunit; ribosome
Molecular function (GO): structural constituent of ribosome
Source: RefSeq, a predicted model, not a curated record